Conger conger (European conger) is the source of this 4692-nucleotide messenger RNA. RefSeq names its product formin-2-like. The transcript is spliced from 18 exons. Gene Ontology annotation, cellular component: cytoplasm; nucleus; endoplasmic reticulum membrane. The record is from RefSeq and is a predicted model, not a curated record. The coding region runs from base 1 to 4314 and encodes 1437 amino acids. Gene Ontology annotation, biological process: intracellular transport; actin nucleation. Lineage: Eukaryota; Metazoa; Chordata; Actinopteri; Anguilliformes; Congridae. Gene Ontology annotation, molecular function: microtubule binding.
AUGCAGGCCAUCCAGACGGUGGAGACGCAGCUGCCCGUUCUGCGGGAGAGCUUCUUCCGGACGCCGUUCUCGCUGGGCAGGAAGGGCAGUGAGGCCAGCCUGGGGCAGCUGCAGCGCCCGCGGCGGCCAGCAGAGGGAGCCCGGCCCCUGGGGCGCUCUGCCAGCAGCCCUCUCCACGGAGCCGGCGAGCGGGGGCCGGCCCCUCCCGCGUCAGCGCCGGCUCUCAGCCAGUGGGGCUCAGAGAGCGGAGCGGCUCACAGAGGCAGGUCCCGCAGCCUGCAGGAGCGCGAGGGAGCGCGGCUGCUGAGAGCCAUGGGGAACCAGGACGGCAAGCAGAGGAGGCCCGCCGACCGGGCGGGGGGGGUCCAGGAGGGAACGCGCUCCAAAAAAGCCCACGGCAAGCCGGGCUGCCCCGGGCAGGGCUCCGGCAGGAAAAAGCCCAAAUUGGACUGCAAGACCUCGGUGUUCUCGGGCCUGAGGAUCCGGAAGGGUCCGUCCAGGGGGAAGGAGGGGAAGGGGAGAGGCUCCUCCGGGGGAUCGAAGGAGGACGGGCUGGACUCCCAGGGCUCCCAGGGGAACGGUGGGGGGGACCUGCGGCCCCUCCCGGCUCAGGCUGCUGAGGCCAGCCUCUCCGGGGAUGAGCUGGGGCUGUCCGACACGGAGCCAGAGUGCUGCCUCCUCGGCGACCGGAGCCGCCAGUCCGCCGUCGAUACCAUCGACUCGCGAGAGACGGGCGGGGCCGGCUCGGCCUCGGACGCUGACAUCACCAGCUUUCACUCGGCUGUGGAGCCGGAGAAUCUGCUCUCUGGUGUCCGGCCGGCUCUGACACGGCCCCGGGGGGUCGCUAAGGCAACCGCGGCACCCACAUGCCAGGCGACGAGCGGCCGGCCCCCUGCUGAUCUUAAAUCCGGCCCUCCGGAUCCUGAACCAAUCGCGGACCUCCGAGUCAUCUCAGAACAGGAAACGGGCCCGGCCGCUGUGCUUGGUGUACAGUCAGGCACCCGAGAACGGGAGAGCCAAUCAGAUAACACUUUAAAUGGCCUGAAUGAGGACCCAGCCCACAACAGAAGCUCUGAGACACUCCCACCUCCACACCACAGCCCUCAGCUCAGCACAGGUCAGACCAAUGAGAGAGCGGGAGACUCGGUCUCCGGGGCAACUACCAUGUACAGCUUCCCUGACUCCACGGCCUCGUUUGAAACCGCGGAGGAUGGGGAACAGGAAGUGAGCACAGACGACAGGCUGCAGAGCCUGGGCGGCCGAGGCGGGGGUACAGGAGGGCCCGAGGGGGUUCGGCUGAGGGCCCCCAAGCUCCCAGAGUGCAUCAGUAUUACAGGGCUGAGCUCAGAAAGUAGACAAGAGCGCACCCUGGUGGAGAAGCGGAAAAGCUGCAUCUCCUUCUCCCAGUGGGCGGGCGAAACCGAAUCUCCCCUCAUCCCCCACCGGCGCAAGUCUGUGGCGUCUAUCCUUCCCGCGAAGUUCUACCCCACCAUCCACCCCUCCUACAUCAAAACCACCACCCGCCAACUGUCCUCCCCCUCCCCCCUCCCCUCCCCGGGCCCCUCUGUGAGGAGACAGAGGUCCUGCAGCGUCGCCGGGCCCCUCAGCCCCUACCCUUAUUGGGCGGAGCAGCAGAAGGGCGGGACGGGCGGCGCCGAGGCCCGCCCGGGGCCCGGCUGCCCGGAGGAAGGGCUUCAGGGGGGCAGCCGCGUGCUCUCCGCCCGACGGAGGUGGUCCUCCUACACACCCUCCUCCGCCUCCUUUCAGGAUGUGUUCUCCGGGCGCUCCCUGCUGGAGAAGGUGCGGCAGGACGAGGGCGCGUGUCAGGAGGCUGAGAGGUUCUGCUCACGCAUUCUGGCCUCGGGACUCCUCCUUCCCUUCAGCGGCUGUGUCCGGGAGCAGGACGGGGACCCGGGGGUGCAGGAGGCCCCAAAAUUUAAUGGAGAUCAGCUGUACACCUGGGCUGUGGUGGGUCAGCCCCAGCCAGGACGCAGCCAGGCCCAGUGGCCCCUGACCCAACCAGGAGGGGGCCCCAGACCAGGCCUGAAGUACACAGAGGCAGAGCAUCAGGCAGUCAUCCUGGCAUUACACAAGCAGAGGAAGGAGGAGGAAGAGGAACAGCAGGAGGAAUCCGGCGAGCUGAAGGAGGAACACGUCAGUGUGAUUCAGGAACUGCAGCGGAACAUCCAGGGUUUACGGGCCAAAAUAGCGCGGCUGGAGAAACAGUGCCCUCUGCUGGAGACGGACGGUUUUACUGAGGAGCAGGCGCGGGGGAGCGGGCGGGCAGAGCUGAGGGCUGUCGGCCUACAGACCGAGAGCAGCCUGGAGGCCAAGUCAGUGCAGACAUCGCCUGUGGAAGAGAGCGUUUCAUUUAAAGUGCCUUUCCUGGAGAGGUCGUCGUCUCCUAAGGAAACGCCAGGGUUCACCUGUACCUGUCGGCUGCAGAGAGGAACUCAAGCCCCACCCACUCCUCCUCCCCUACCUGAUGUACCUGCUGCCCCACCCCCUACCCCUCCCCCUCCCCCUCCCUUACCUGGACUGCCAGUGCCGCCCCCUCCUCCCCCGUUGCCAGGCAGCGUCAUGCAGGUGCCACCCCCACCCCCUCCCCCACUACCAGGACAAGCUGCGGGCCCCCCUCCUCCUCCCCCUCUCCCUGGCCUAGGUCCCCCACCCCCACCUCCUCUCCCUGGGAUGGCACCUCCUCCACCCCCGCCUCCUCUCCCUGGGAUGGCACCUCCUCCACCCCCGCCUCUCCCUGGCCUAGGUCCCCCACCCCCACCUCCUCUCCCCGGGAUGGCACCUCCUCCACCCCCACCUCUCCCUGGCCUAGGUCCCCCACCCCCACCUCCUCUCCCCGGGAUGGCACCUCCUCCACCACCUCCCCCUCCCCUGGGUCCCGGUGCCCCACCGCCUCUCCCCGGAAUGGGCCCUCCCCCUCCCCCCCUGCCGGCGGGGAUGUUUGGCCUGGCCCCGCCACAGGACAAGGGGCCACGGAAAGUAGCCAUCGAGCCCCCUCGGCCCAUGAAGCCCCUGUACUGGACACGGAUACAGCUGCAUUCCAAAAAUGAAAAGGGUGGUCCUUUGGUGUGGGAGAGUGUCGAGGAGCCGUCCGUAGAUUUUCAGGAGUUUGUUGACCUCUUCUCCAAAAGCACAAUAAAAGAGAAGAAGAAGCCUCUAUCGGACACCAUCACAAAGUCAAAGGCCCAACAGGUUGUGAAGCUGUUGAGUAACAAGCGCUCCCAGGCAGUGGGCAUUCUGAUGUCCAGCCUCCAUUUGGACAUGAAGGACAUCCAGCAUGCUGUUCUGAGCUUGGACAACUCUGUGGUUGACCUGGAAACCUUACAAGCCCUCUAUGAAAAUAAAGCCCAGCCAGACGAACUGGAUAAAAUUGAAAAGCACAUCAGGUCAUCCAAAGAAAAUGAGAAGGCAAAGACUCUGGACAAACCUGAACAGUUCCUCUUCCAGUUGUCUCAAAUCCCUCAGUUCUCAGGAAGGGUGUUUUGCAUCCUGUUUCAAUCAACCUUUGUGGAGUGCAUUUCCUCUGUUGUCCGGAAGCUGGAGAUCCUUCACAAAGUGUGCACUGCUUUGCGGGAUAGUGCAGAGGUGAGGUGCGUACUGGGCCUUGUUUUGGCGUUUGGGAACUUCAUGAACGGAGGGAACAGAAGCAGGGGUCAGGCAGAUGGCUUUGCGAUGGACAUCCUGGCCAAGCUGAAGGACGUGAAGAGCAGUGAUAACACACAAAGUCUGUUGUCUUAUAUUGUGUCUUACUAUCUGAAGCACUUUGAUGAGGAUGCCGGUAAGGAGACAUGCCUCUUCCCUCUCCCUGAGCCUCAAGACCUCUUCCAUUCUUCCCAGAUGAAGUUUGAAGACUUCCAGAAGGAUCUACGGAAGCUUCGGAAAGAUCUCAAUGCGUGCAUCGCAGAGACAGAGGCUGUGUGCAGGGACUCCUCUGAGGACCAGCUGCAGCCCUUCAAAGCCCAAACGGAGGGCUUCCUGUGCCGAGCAAAGACGGAACUGGAGGCGCAGGAGAAGCAGUUGACGAAGACUCAUAAUGCGUUCUUGGACUUAACAGUGUUCUACUCUGUGAAAGCCAAGAUGGGGGAGAAGGAGGUCUCGCCCGGUUGUUUUUUCUCAGUAUGGCAUGAGUUCUCCACCCAUUUCAAAGACACCUGGAAAAAGGAGAAUAAAAUCAUUUUACAAGAGAGGCUGAAAUCUGCGGAGGAGUCUUUCAGACAGGCCAGAGAGAAGCCCUCCUACAGCGUCAAACCCAAACAGGCCUCUGGAAUGAAAGCCAAGCUGGGUCCGAAGAUAUGAACAACCGGAUGUUCACAUCAUAAGCCUUAAAGACGGAAUAUGAAGGAAGGAAAAACGUGUGGCAUCAAGAUAAUCAAGUGAAUUCUCAUUCUGCUUCUGAGACUGAAUUCAAAAACACAUUCUGCUGCUUCUUUUUUCAUUUUAAUACAAAUAUUCCUCAUGGCCUUCACAUGAUAACCCUGAGAACAUACGAAAUACAUUCAAUCUGUGUGUAGAUCAAACUUGACUGUUGACUGCCCCCCUCCCAAAAAAAACUGUCCCUCAUAUUGACAAGAAUGUAAAAUUGUAUACGUAUGCAUUUUUUCAUUGACACAGUGGAUGUAGGUCAGUAUAUGUAGCGGUGUCUAAACAUCAUUAAAUCCCACCUGUUACCCCUCA